AUGGAGGACUUUGAGGCUGUGUGCAAGAAUGCGGUGCAAGCCCAGGAGGAGGCACUCGUCCAAAUUUUGCAGAGAAAUGGCAGCUGCCACUAUCUACAAAGGUUCGGGCAGCCUCUGUGUUUGAAAUCCUUCAAGACUCAGCUUCCAAUCAUCUCCUACGACAACAUUUCUCCAGAACUCCAACAGAUAGCUGAUCAUGGAACUUCUCACCUCCUCUUGGGCUGCGAUCCGAUUCUAUACUUUUCAUUUAGCUCAGGGACGUCGUCUGGCAAGCAUAAGAUCUUACCGCAGACAAACUGUGGAUACUCUUUGCUAGCCAGAGCUUACGCAUCCUCGAAUGCUUAUAGAGACGAAGUCUUCCCGCUGGAGAGCACCAAACCCAUUGGACUGCACUUUGUGUAUUCCGGAGAACAGUAUAAGGCCAAGUCUGGCCUGUUACUAGGAGCCGGAUCAACAAACUACUACAAGAGCGAAGCGUACAACCAAGAGGCGGAAACUCUCGCCACUCCGUACGAGGCGCUGCUUGCCGGAUCGGAUUGGCAGCAAACGACUUACUGCCACUUACUCUGCGGCCUCGUCCAGCGCCACAAGAUUGAGUUCAUACACGCAACCUUUGCCUACACGCUCAGUGAGGCGUUCAGGCUUCUCGAGAGCGACUGGAAGAUUCUAUGCGAGGACAUAUCCGCUCGGCGUGUGAGCGAGAGCAAGGUCACGGAUGAAAAGCUCAGGGUGCCGGUCUUGAAGCUCAUGGAGCGCGAGCUCAGAGGUAAGGAUUCGUCGCAAGUUGCAAGGGAGAUCUCGGAGAUCUUCGUCACAAGCAAAGAAUCGAGAUGGUCUGGUUUGCUUCCGCUGCUUUGGCCGAGAGCCAAAUACGUGCACACGGUUGUAACUGGUGCCAUGGAACCUUACAUUCCUGUGCUCAAGAAGUACGCUGGAGAUAAGUUGGCGAUUGUGGGAUUUGACUACUCUGCGUCGGAGGGUUACCUUGGAAUCAAUAUGCGGCCUGCCACUCCCCCGGAGGAAGUUGUUUUCACGCUCAUCCCCUACACUAUGUUCUUCGAGUUCAUUCCGGUCGAUCCGGAAGAAGUUCCUGAUCAUCAGCAAGGAGAGACUCUUGGUUUUAAGGACCUUCAAGUGGGAAAGCAAUAUGAACUUGUGGUGACUACGUUUGAAGGAUUGUAUCGCUACAGGAUUGGAGAUGUUGUCAAAGUGACCGGAUUCCACCACGAGUCGCCCAUCGUCGCUUUCUCCUAUCGCAAGAACGCCGUGCUGAGCAUCAAUGCGGAGAAGGUUGACGAACAAGAACUCCAAAAGGUUGUCAUGGGCAGUGCCGGUCCCCUGGAGAUCGCAAACUUCACCAGCUGCGCUGAUUUCGCUACCAAGGAACGUCCACACUACGUGAUCUACUGGGAGCUCAAGAACGAUGGGGAUAACUCCAGGCAUGAGGAGCUGAGGGAUUCGUGCAAUGCCCUGGAUAGAGGGUUCAAUGCCGCUUACCUGGUUGGAAGGGUGGACAAGACUCUGGGAGCGCUGGAACUGGUGACUGUGAAGCAAGGGACGUUUGAGAAACUCAUGGAGAAAGCGAUCGAGAGCGGAGCUUCAGCCAGCCAGUACAAGACCCCCCGAUGCAUCAAGUCUCCCGCACUGCUUGAGUUGCUCGACCAAGGAGCCAUCGGCCGGUACACCAGCUCCGAGGACAUAUCAAGCCUUCUAGCUGAGGAUUGGAAGCCAAGUGUCAUCCAUGGUUUGUAAAGCUCAUAAGCUCAUGAAAAUAAUUACCAUAAACAGUUCUAAUUUUGUUUCU
Messenger RNA from Selaginella moellendorffii, 1804 nucleotides. RefSeq names its product indole-3-acetic acid-amido synthetase GH3.10. Gene Ontology annotation, cellular component: cytoplasm. The coding region runs from base 1 to 1752 and encodes 583 amino acids. The record is from RefSeq and is a predicted model, not a curated record. The transcript is spliced from 4 exons. Lineage: Eukaryota; Viridiplantae; Streptophyta; Lycopodiopsida; Selaginellales; Selaginellaceae. Gene Ontology annotation, molecular function: acid-amino acid ligase activity.